GACCGGGCAUAAUUCUCGCAAGUGUACUCGUAAGAAAAGGUCUAAGAAUAGAUCCAAAAAGAGUGGUAAUAUCAAUAAGGUUGUUGUGGAUUCUGACUCUAGUUCAGAUACAGACUCUUCUGAUAACGAUUCUUCAGAUAAUAACUCCGAUCCUGAGGAAACCUCAUCUGAAUCUGAAGCUGAUAUCAAUUUCAAAGAAGAGACAGAGUCUCGAAUCUCCGAUUCAACGUUCUUCACAAAAAAUGCAAAAGAAAUCAGAGUCGCUCCUGAAGGGUCUGCAAAACCUGACUUUACAAAUUAUCGAGAGCCGGUCCCAGAAAUACCCGAAUCAGAUGGUGAAGAGGAGAUGCUGAACGAUCCUAUGGAGAUUGAUUUUGUCCGUCGGAAAGAACCGGUAAUUAGUAUUGCAACUAUACCAGUUAAAAUCAAACGCUUAAAAAUUCCAGCAUUGGUACUUGAUAGUGGUGCCGAACCUGCAAUUGUAUCAGAAGAUAUUGUUAAACGUAUAGGCGGGAAAAUAGAUAGGUCAGAAAAAUACGAUCUUAGUGGAGUCGCUACUGUUCCAACGGAAUCUGUUGGUAUUACUCAUAAUUUGCCAAUAACAUUUCCUCCAGGUUUUACUAUACGUGAAGAUUUUGUAGUUGUACGAGUUCCUAAACCGACAUUAAUAUUUCCAAAUCCGCUUCUUAAAAAAUAUAAAUGUGCUGUAGACUGGGGUAACGAUAAAAUGAAAAUUCAUUACAAUGGAGAAGAUUUUAUUAUUCCGGUUACUAUGCACAAAGUCAAGAAUAAACUCGAAGUAAAUUGCGCUACUGCAACUCAAGGUGAUAAGUCAUUGAUAUCCGAUAAAAUUUCUCAAGGGUCGAUAGUAAUGAGGGGGGUAAUGAACCAUUGGAGGAAUGGCAUGCUUCUGCGGACUUUAGCUUAUUGCAAAGCAAUGGAGCUCCGCUCCUAG
Molecule: messenger RNA, 955 nt
Organism: Paraglomus brasilianum
Lineage: Eukaryota; Fungi; Glomeromycota; Glomeromycetes; Paraglomerales; Paraglomeraceae
Source: the annotation of a GenBank genome assembly